AUGUUCGCUGGCAGUGACAUCUCAGUGAAGUUGGGGAAAAAGAAGGGGGUACCUGAGGAGGUGCUGGGCUUCCAGGCCGGCAGCAACGAGGGACGGUGGCCACCGGAAGGGGAUGGCAGGAGCUGGGACCCGCAGCUGGGCAGCCGCUAUGGGGGCGCCGGUGGGGAGCGGGCUCGGGGCGGCGGGGCCGGCGGGGCGGGCGGCCCGGGCCCCGGGGGGCUGCAGCCGGGCCAGCGGGUCCUCUACAAGCAGUCGAUCGCGCAGCGCGCGCGGACUAUGGCGCUCUACAACCCCAUCCCGGUCAAGCAGAACUGCUUCACCGUCAACCGCUCGCUCUUCGUCUUCAGCGAGGACAACGUCGUCCGCAAAUACGCCAAGCGCAUCACCGAGUGGCCUCCAUUUGAAUACAUGAUCUUGGCCACCAUCAUCGCCAACUGUAUUGUGCUGGCACUGGAGCAGCACCUGCCUGACGGGGACAAGACACCCAUGUCUGAGCGGCUGGAUGACACGGAGCCCUACUUCAUUGGCAUCUUCUGCUUUGAGGCGGGGAUCAAGAUCAUAGCCCUGGGCUUCGUCUUCCACAAGGGCUCCUACUUGCGGAACGGCUGGAACGUCAUGGACUUUGUGGUGGUUCUCACAGGGAUCCUGGCCACAGCGGGCACUGACUUCGACCUGCGGACCCUGCGGGCCGUGCGUGUGCUCAGGCCCCUGAAGCUGGUGUCUGGGAUUCCGAGUCUGCAGGUGGUGCUCAAGUCCAUAAUGAAGGCCAUGGUCCCGCUUCUGCAGAUUGGGUUGCUUCUCUUCUUUGCCAUCCUCAUGUUUGCCAUCAUUGGCCUCGAGUUCUACAUGGGAAAAUUCCACAAGGCCUGUUUCCCCAACAGCACAGAUCCAGAGCCAGUGGGUGACUUUCCCUGUGGCAAGGAGGCCCCAGCCCGGCUGUGUGAGGGCGACACCGAGUGCCGGGAGUACUGGCCGGGACCCAACUUUGGCAUCACCAACUUUGACAAUAUCCUGUUUGCCAUCUUGACAGUGUUCCAGUGCAUCACCAUGGAGGGAUGGACUGACAUCCUUUAUAACACAAAUGAUGCAGCCGGCAACACCUGGAACUGGCUCUACUUCAUCCCUCUCAUCAUCAUCGGCUCCUUCUUCAUGCUCAACCUGGUGUUGGGUGUGCUCUCAGGAGAGUUUGCCAAGGAGCGUGAGAGGGUCGAGAACCGCCGGGCCUUCCUGAAGCUCCGCCGGCAGCAGCAGAUUGAGCGGGAGCUCAAUGGGUACCUGGAAUGGAUCUUCAAGGCUGAGGAAGUCAUGCUGGCUGAGGAGGACAAGAAUGCGGAGGAGAAGUCCCCUCUGGAUGCAGUGUUGAAGAGAGCAGCCACCAAGAAGAGCCGGAAUGACCUGAUCCAUGCCGAGGAGGGGGAGGACCGGUUUGCAGACCUCUGUGCUGUUGGGUCCCCCUUCGCCCGCGCCAGCCUCAAGAGCGGGAAGACAGAGAGUUCGUCAUACUUCCGUAGGAAGGAGAAGAUGUUCCGGUUCUUCAUCCGCCGCAUGGUGAAGGCACAGAGCUUCUACUGGGUGGUGCUGUGCGUGGUGGCCCUGAAUACGCUGUGCGUGGCCAUGGUUCACUACAACCAGCCGCAGCGGCUCACCACGGCGCUGUACUUUGCAGAGUUUGUUUUCCUGGGUCUCUUCCUCACAGAGAUGUCCCUGAAGAUGUAUGGCCUGGGGCCCAGAAGCUACUUCCGGUCCUCAUUCAACUGCUUCGACUUUGGGGUCAUUGUGGGGAGCAUCUUUGAAGUGGUCUGGGCCGCCAUCAAGCCGGGAACCUCCUUCGGGAUCAGCGUGCUGCGGGCACUCCGGUUGCUGCGGAUCUUCAAAGUCACAAAGUACUGGAGCUCCCUGCGGAACCUGGUGGUGUCUCUGCUCAACUCCAUGAAGUCUAUCAUCAGCCUCCUUUUCCUGCUGUUCCUGUUCAUCGUGGUCUUUGCCCUGCUGGGCAUGCAGCUGUUCGGGGGACAGUUCAACUUUCAAGAUGAGACCCCGACAACCAACUUUGACACCUUCCCCGCGGCCAUCCUUACCGUCUUCCAGAUCCUAACAGGAGAGGACUGGAAUGCAGUGAUGUAUCAUGGGAUCGAAUCGCAAGGUGGAGUCAGCAAAGGCAUGUUCUCCUCUUUUUAUUUCAUUGUCCUGACGCUGUUUGGAAAUUACACUCUGCUGAAUGUCUUCCUGGCCAUCGCCGUGGACAACCUCGCCAACGCUCAGGAGCUGACCAAGGAUGAAGAGGAGAUGGAAGAAGCAGCCAAUCAGAAGCUUGCUCUGCAAAAGGCCAAAGAAGUGGCUGAAGUGAGCCCCAUGUCUGCCGCAAACAUCUCUAUUGCUGCUGCUUUUGUAAAGCACACGCGAGGUGCUGCAUCUCACAGCUCAUCUGUCUCCAGCAUAAACUCACCCAGGCCGCAGAACUCGGCCAAAGCACGCUCGGUCUGGGAGCAGAGGGCCAGCCAGCUGCGGCUGCAGAACCUGCGGGCCAGCUGCGAGGCGCUGUACAGCGAGAUGGACCCCGAGGAGCGGCUGCGCUACGCCACCACGCGCCACCUGCGGCCGGACAUGAAGACGCACCUGGACCGGCCGCUCGUGGUGGAGCUGGGCCGCGACGGGCCGCGGGGCCCCCCGGGGGGCAAGGCCCGGCCCGAGGGCGCAGAGGCCGGCGAGGGCACGGACCCACCCCGCAGGCACCACCGCGGCCCCCGGGAGGCCGGCAGCGGCGAGGAGCCGGCGCGGCGGCACCGGGCCCGGCACAAGGCGCUGCCCACGCACGAGGACGCGGAGAAGGAGGGCGAGGUCGAGGACAGGGACAAGGAGAAGGAGCUCCGGAACCAUCAGCCCAAGGAGCCACGCUGUGACCUGGAGGCCAGUGAGAUGAUGGGCGUGGGCCCUGUACAUGCACUGCCCAGCACCUGCCUACAGAAGGUGGAGGAACAGUCAGAAGAUGCAGACAAUCAGCGGAAUGUCACACGGAUGGGCAGUCAACCCUCGGACCUGAGUGCCACUGUGCAUAUCCCGGUGACGCUGACCGGCCCUCCUGGGGAGACCACGGUUGUUCCCAGUGGUAAUGUGGACCUGGAAAGCCAAGCUGAAGGGAAGAAGGAGGUAGAAGCCGAUGACGUGAUGAGGAGUGGCCCCCGACCUAUCGUCCCGUACAGCUCCAUGUUCUGCUUAAGUCCCACCAACCUGCUCCGCCGCUUCUGCCAUUACAUCGUGACCAUGCGGUACUUUGAGAUGGUCAUUCUUGUGGUCAUCGCCCUGAGCAGCAUUGCCCUGGCAGCCGAGGAUCCUGUGCGGACAGACUCGCCCAGGAACAACGCUCUGAAAUACAUGGACUACAUUUUCACAGGCGUCUUUACCUUUGAGAUGGUGAUAAAGAUGAUUGAUUUGGGACUGCUGCUGCACCCUGGGGCCUACUUCCGGGACCUGUGGAAUAUUCUGGACUUCAUCGUGGUCAGUGGGGCCUUGGUGGCAUUUGCCUUCUCGAGCUUCAUGGGAGGAUCCAAAGGGAAAGACAUCAACACCAUCAAGUCCCUGAGAGUCCUGCGCGUCCUGCGGCCCCUCAAGACCAUAAAACGGCUGCCGAAGCUUAAGGCCGUGUUUGACUGUGUGGUGAACUCCCUGAAGAACGUCCUUAACAUCCUGGUUGUCUAUAUGCUCUUCAUGUUCAUAUUUGCUGUCAUUGCGGUGCAGCUCUUCAAAGGGAAGUUUUUCUACUGCACGGAUGAGUCCAAGGGGCUGGAGAGGGACUGCCGGGGUCAGUAUUUGGAUUAUGAGAAGGAGGAAGUGGAAGCUCAACCACGGCAGUGGAAGAAAUACGAUUUUCACUAUGACAAUGUGCUCUGGGCUCUACUGACACUGUUCACAGUGUCCACGGGAGAAGGGUGGCCCAUGGUCCUGAAACACUCUGUGGAUGCCACCUAUGAGGAGCAGGGCCCAAGCCCCGGGUACCGCAUGGAGCUAUCCAUCUUCUAUGUGGUCUACUUUGUGGUCUUCCCCUUCUUCUUCGUCAAUAUCUUUGUGGCCUUGAUUAUCAUCACCUUCCAGGAGCAGGGGGACAAGGUGAUGUCUGAGUGCAGCCUGGAGAAGAACGAGAGGGCUUGCAUUGACUUUGCCAUCAGCGCCAAGCCCCUGACACGGUACAUGCCCCAGGACAAGCAGUCAUUCCAGUACAAGACGUGGACGUUUGUCGUGUCUCCGCCCUUUGAGUACUUCAUCAUGGCCAUGAUUGCCCUCAACACGGUGGUGCUGAUGAUGAAGUUCUACAAUGCACCCUAUGAAUACGAGCUGAUGUUGAAAUGCCUGAACAUUGUGUUCACAUCCAUGUUCUCCAUGGAAUGCGUGCUGAAGAUCAUCGCCUUUGGGGUGCUGAACUAUUUCAGAGAUGCCUGGAAUGUCUUUGACUUUGUCACUGUGUUGGGAAGUAUUACUGAUAUUUUAGUAACAGAGAUUGCGGAAACGAACAACUUCAUCAACCUCAGCUUCCUACGCCUCUUCCGUGCUGCCCGGCUCAUCAAGCUGCUCCGCCAAGGCUACACCAUCCGCAUCCUGCUGUGGACCUUCGUCCAGUCCUUCAAGGCCCUGCCUUACGUGUGUCUGCUCAUCGCCAUGCUUUUCUUCAUCUAUGCCAUCAUUGGCAUGCAGGUAUUUGGAAAUAUUGCCCUGGAUGAUGACACCAGCAUCAACCGGCACAACAACUUUCGAACAUUUUUACAAGCCUUGAUGCUGUUGUUCAGGAGUGCCACUGGGGAGGCCUGGCACGAGAUCAUGCUGUCUUGUCUCAGCAACCAGGCCUGUGAUGAGCACGCCAAUGCCAAUGAGUGUGGGAGCGACUUUGCCUACUUUUACUUCGUCUCCUUCAUCUUCCUUUGCUCCUUUCUGAUGUUGAACCUCUUUGUGGCCGUGAUCAUGGACAAUUUUGAGUACCUUACACGGGACUCUUCCAUCUUAGGGCCUCACCAUCUGGACGAGUUCAUCCGGGUCUGGGCUGAGUACGACCCGGCCGCGUGUGGGCGCAUCAGUUACAAUGACAUGUUUGAGAUGCUGAAACACAUGUCCCCGCCCCUGGGGCUGGGGAAGAAAUGCCCUGCUCGAGUUGCAUACAAGCGCCUGGUUCGCAUGAACAUGCCCAUCUCCAAUGAGGACAUGACUGUCCACUUCACGUCCACGCUGAUGGCCCUCAUUCGGACCGCACUGGAGAUCAAGCUGGCUCCAGCUGGCACAAAGCAGCAUCAGUGUGAUGCAGAGUUGAGGAAGGAGAUUUCCUCCGUGUGGGCCAAUCUGCCCCAGAAGACCCUGGAUUUACUGGUGCCACCUCAUAAACCUGACGAGAUGACAGUGGGGAAAGUCUAUGCAGCUCUGAUGAUAUUUGACUUCUACAAACAGAACAAGACCACCAGAGACCAGAUUCACCAGGCCACUGGAGGCCUAUCCCAGAUGGGCCCUGUGUCCCUCUUCCACCCUCUGAAGGCCACCCUGGAGCAGACACAGCCGGCCGUGCUCCGAGGAGCGCGGGUGUUCCUUCGGCAGAAGAGCUCUGCGUCCCUCAGCAACGGUGGGGCAGUACAAACCCAAGAGAGUGGCAUCAAGGAGUCUGUCUCCUGGGGCACUCAGAGGACCCAGGAGGUACCCUAUGAGGCAAGGACACCCCUGGAGCGUGGCCACUCUACAGAGAUCCCGGCGGUGCAUCCAGGAAAACCGGCUGUUGAUGUCCAGAUGCAGAGCAUGGCCCUGAGAGGUCCUGACGGGGAGCCCCAACCUGGGCUGGAGAGUCAGGGACGAGCGGCCUCCAUGCCCCGCCUGGCUGCAGAGACCCAGCCGGCCCCUGACGCCAGCCCCAUGAAGCGCUCCAUCUCCACGCUGGCGCCCCAGCGCCCCCAUGUGGCUCAUCUCUGCAACGCUGCCCUGGACCGCGCCCCAGCCAGCCAGGCUGUGCCCCACCACCACCACCGCUGCCACCGCCGCAGGGACAGGAAGCAGAAGUCCCUGGAGAAAGGGCCCAGCCUGUCCGCAGACGCAGAUGGCGCACCCAGCAGUGCUGCAGGGCCGGGGCCACCCCCGGGAGAGGGGCCCACAGGCUGCCGGCGGGAGCGUAGGCAGGAGCGUGGCCGGUCCCAAGAGCGGAGGCAGCCCUCUUCCUCCUCCUCGGAGAAGCAGCGCUUCUACUCCUGUGACCGCUUUGGGGGCCGUGAGCCCCUGCAGCCCAAGCCCUCCCUCAGCAGCCACCCCACAUCACCGACAGCCGGGCAGGAGCCAGGACCCCCGAGACAGGGUGGUGGUUCAGUGAAUGGGAGUCCCUUGUUGUCAACAUCAGGUGCUAGCACCCCUGGCCGCGGUGGGCGGAGGCAGCUCCCCCAGACUCCGCUGACCCCCCGUCCCAGUGUCACCUACAAGACGGCCAACUCUUCCCCUGUCCACUUCGCUGGGGCGCAGACCAGCCUCCCCACCUUCUCCCCUGGCCGGCUUAGCCGUGGCCUUUCUGAACACAACGCCCUGCUCCAGAGAGACCCCCUCAGCCAGCCUCUGGCUGCUGGCUCUCGGAUCGGCUCCGACCCUUACCUGGGGCAGCGUCUGGACAGUGAGGACACUGUCCGCGCCCAGCCUGAGGACACGCUCACCUUCGAGGAGGCUGUGGCCACCAACUCGGGGCGCUCCUCCCGGACUUCCUAUGUGUCCUCUCUGACCUCCCAGUCCCACCCCCUCCGUCGCGUGCCCAAUGGCUACCACUGCACUCUGGGACUCAGCUCUGGCGGCCGGGUUCGGCACAGCUACCACCACCCCGACCAAGACCACUGGUGCUAGCUCGCUGCACCGCCUCCACCACACACCUGCUCAGCGGGCGCGUUCCAGUCGAUGAGUUUUAUCAUCCACGCUGGGCUCCCAGGGACGCUCAGGGGCACCAAUGCGGGGGCAACAGCCCCUGGGAGGAGGGGCCUCGCCUUUGGGGCCAGCUGGGGGGAGGCCCCACUUCUCCCCCCCUCCUCUUUGACGCUGGACCAAUUCCUAAAGCCCUUUUGGAGAGGGACGUGGCUCUCUCUAUCCCCUUGUAUGCUGCCUGCCUGGGUCUCAUACCACAGACCCUACACGGGAAGUGGCUGCAUGUGCUGAGUAGGACCCUGCCAGUCUGAAUCCUGUGUGAUGGAUCCCAGCAUCUGGGGUGUGUGCCUAGAGCCAUUUUUAGGAGGUCUGAAUCUUGUGGAGACCAUCCUUUAUUCAAGUGUGUGGUACAGAGGAGCCCAGCGUGUUUAAGAGCCUGGCAAGACAACACAGUUGACAGUCAACAGCAGCAGCCUUGGGAGCCUGCUUUUGGCUCCAUGCAAGUCUUGUCCGCGCCCACAAACACACACAUGUGUGGCAUUGCCCUUUGUACCUGGGACAGCAAAUGGACACUAGAAGUACACUCACACACUCUCUGUCCUCUCCCAGAUGCUGUCAUCCCUGACAGGGACCAAAUCUGGAAACCAUUCUUGCUGUUGGUUUUGGUUUUUAAUCACGACACCCUUCCCUCUUUUGUCAGUUCCAUAUACUUGACCUAGAAAAAAAAGAAAACCAGAAAAAUGGGGAAGGAAAUAGUAAUCUAACUUAAAGAAAAAAAUCCAACCUGUAGGAAGCUCUCAGCUCUUCAGUGUGUGUGUGUGUGUGUGUGUGUGUGUGUGUGUGUCUUGUGCGAGGCAAUGCUCUUGUGUCCAGCCCGGGUGGUCCCCCAGUGACCCCUGGCUCCUGCUGCUCUUGACCAAGUGCCUGACUUCCGAGCCCUCUCGUGCCAGGCUCCUGGGGGCGGUGACGUGAGGCCUGUGUGGUGGGUUUUGUGGCAACAGUUCCAAAUCUCAACCAAGUAGAAAGCUGCUGUCAAUGGAGAACACUCAUAUAACAUCCAGGAGGAGGUUUUGGUGGAAAUGAAGUGACCAUUUCCCCGUUUUCCUCCCACCAGCAUGAGAGUUUCCUGGGAAGCCACAGAGCAGGGUAGAGCGUGUCCUUGUAUGGGGGGUUUUCAGUCUGUUCUACAUCUGAAUCUCAGGGAUGGGAUGCCUGCCAAAGGGGGCAUGAUGUCUAUUGUCGUGAAAGUUUCUUUUCAGAUAAGGCCAGAGGGAGGGAGAGGUGGUGGGAAGAGGGAGAGGUGGGAGCAGUGGAGUUGGAGCGGUCGGGGCAGGAGUGAGGGCCUGUGUUUGAGCAGAUGCGGGCACUUGGGAUGUCCUGACUGAAAUGAGGCCCAAACUCGGAGGAAGCGAUUGGUGAAGGAGAACCUUGGCUACCGCGGCUCAGAUGGGAGUUUCUGAAGCCCAGCACUGUGUGUGGCACGAGACAUGGGAAAGCGGGAAACAAAAGAGAAAUCCAACCUCAUGGCCAUUCUCAAAAGGGAAAGACCAUAGUUAGGAGGCUGUGCAUAAAACACUGGGACACCUUUUGUUUUGUGAACAAAGGGAACGUUUAGAUGAUGUGAUUCUGGUGCAUCCUCCCUGUUUGGAAAUGUCAGAUGAUCUCUUUGCUGGAUCAUUUGAGUGUUCCCAUUGGCUUUUACCCCAUGACUCACCUUGAAGAAACUUGGCCUGUGAUGUGUGUGUGCGUGUCUGUGUGUGGAGGUGUGUCCUAGUGAGUGGAUGUCGUUAACCCAUAGGGCUAUGCAACAAAAGACACACAUUUAAUAGAAAUAAAUCACGUAAGACCGCCACCUGUUCUAGGGUUUCAGCAUGAUUGUGACCAAACCAUUUUAUAGAAUUUCCUUACUGGAAGGCACAACACUCUGAAACUUUAAGAUUACAGAGUAUUUUACUGCAAUAGGAAAUAAUAAACUGGAAUGGAAUCUCAGACUGUGCAUGAGAUCGCUGUGCUCCUGUUGCAAAGCAGAAGGACCUGUGUUUUGAUACUGAUGUUUCAUCUCUGGCCCAUGUUAUUUUGAAUGUAUCCAUUCUGUGCGGAACCACAGCUACUUUCCUGGCCAUGUUGGGUGGAGAAUCACUGUUCUAGCCCCACACAGCCUCACCACUUUGUCUGGAUUCUUCUAGACACUGGAAUUGGUGAAAACUACAGGGAGUGGGGGAGGAGAUACUGUGUCCUGUUUUCCUGAAUUUGGGUUUUGUUUCUGUAUUGUCUCUUUUCAGCUAUCCUAUGUUUCCACUGAGAUCUCAUAGUGAGUUGCCAAAUUUGAAAUGCAUUAACCAGUUGUCUGCAUCUGGACCAGUCAAGCAGUGGCUGUAGUUUGAAUAAGUUAUGUGUGCAUGUAAAAUAUAUACAUAUAUACAUAUAUACAAGUAUGUGCAUGAAAAUGUAUAUCUUCGUACUUUUUGAUACAAUGUAUUCAUUUGUUAAUUUUUAAUUAUAUUUGAUAUAAAUCAAAGGUUUGUUGCAAAACUUUAUAUUUAAGAACAGUGUUAAAAAAAUACCCAAAAAGAAGUCCCAACCAUGCAACACAACUGGGGCCUGCUUUAAAACAAUCCUGUGAUUGAUGAGUUUGCUGCCUGAGUAAUAUUGAUCACCCAGACUUUGGAUUCUGCUAUUGUUUCUACAAUGACAUUUUGUAUGAAUCAAAGUCCUUGGAUUAAAAUAAAACUUAGCAAAAAAUCAAAAAUAAA
Molecule: messenger RNA, 9611 nt
Organism: Herpailurus yagouaroundi (jaguarundi)
Lineage: Eukaryota; Metazoa; Chordata; Mammalia; Carnivora; Felidae
Gene: CACNA1B
Product: calcium voltage-gated channel subunit alpha1 B
Exons: 52
Coding region: 1-6843 (2280 amino acids)
Biological process (GO): calcium ion import across plasma membrane; chemical synaptic transmission
Cellular component (GO): neuronal cell body; membrane; voltage-gated calcium channel complex
Molecular function (GO): high voltage-gated calcium channel activity; calcium ion binding
Source: RefSeq, a predicted model, not a curated record